AACAAUAUAGGUUUACAAACAAUCCAAGCAUUUCAAUCUUCACCAGGACGCGAGAGAUCGCGAUAAACUGUCGGUUCAAUAAUGAGCAUAAAUGGAUUAAUAGCUGUAUGUUUCUUGUUAGCAGUCACCAAAGGUGGUGUCAUUUACGUUGACAAAGGUAUCCCUUAUGAUGAUGGGAAAUUGUCAUCAGCAGAGCUUACCAUUGAAGUCACUACUGACGCUAGUCCUAAACAUGUCAAAGUGUACUUCCCACUCGGACCAGGUGAAUUCCCAGUGAUAUAUUUCAUCGGAGGUCUGAGUGCAUAUGUGCCUGCUGAAGCCUAUAGCAUCGUGCUGUCGAAAGUGGCAAAGCACGGGUUCUUCGUGCUCGGGAUAGACUAUGGUUAUCCUGUAUCGGCCGCUUUAGGAGAGGAUUUGGACGUAUAUUUCCAGGAACUAUAUUUUCUGCAGAAGUACCUGGUCAACAAGACUUCCGGUAUUCCACGAUGGGACCUCACGGGGCUAGCCUGCCACUCAGCCGGAUGCGACACCGCAUUGAAAAUGUUAGAAAUGCAAAAGUUUCCAUUUAAAGCAAGCGCCUUCAUGGAACCGUACAGCCAGCUGGUCCACGGGACAAAACUCAUGAACUACACGGUGCCCUCCCUUAUGUAUGGUACCCAACUCUCAGAGGACGGUUUCCCGCACUGCAACGUGCGCGGAUACGACUACAUACAGUUUUACAAUGUAUGGAAAUGUCCCAAGGUCGCUCUGGAAGUAGCAGAUUUUGGACAUUGCGACUUCCUGGAUCCUGUUGCAUGGGAAGGAUGUCACAUAACACACUUUUGCAAGACAACCAACAACACGCGUCUGGAUCAUUACAGACAGACUGUUCAAGGUGUCAUAUCCGCUUUCUUCGAAACGACGUUACAGGGACGCCAUGACGUCAUCGAUUAUAUCACAAACACAACCAAUAUUCCUACUAAGGUGUUGAAUAGCAAAAGUGACUGGACUUGUGGAUAUAAAUCAUAAGUACAAGUGUUAUGAAUAUAUUUGUAUUUUUUUCUUCAGGUUAAUGACGUUAACGUAACGGUAUUGCACUAUCCAUGACGCCACACGUUUAAUAACAUUACCGCCGUGAUAUUUUUUAUGUUGAAUAAAACAAUAACGAAAAAGGC
Molecule: messenger RNA, 1154 nt
Organism: Dreissena polymorpha
Lineage: Eukaryota; Metazoa; Mollusca; Bivalvia; Myida; Dreissenidae
Exons: 7
Coding region: 82-1008 (308 amino acids)
Source: RefSeq, a predicted model, not a curated record